CAGACACUGAGCCUGGAUUGGACCUGAGACUCUGAUGUGGAUAUUUCUCUGAGCUUUGACUCGGGGCUCACAGGUGCGGGUCAGUUGCGGGUGAGUUGCGGGGUCAGGUGCUGUGGCGGCGCGUGUGCUCGGUGCGGUUCGCCGCUGGCAUCAUCAGCGUCAAGUGUCUGUGGGAAAGAAAAGUUGCCCCCAGGAGCUGACAGUAUGGGAAGAAGUACCAGGCAGUGGCUGAACACAAGUCAGAGCUACUUCUAAGUGAGCUGUGAGCCUUUCCAGAGCCGAAACAAGCCGACAGCCGCGGGGAACAGGAAUGGAUAGCCGGGGCUGCAGCGGGGACCCCGCCGCGGAGAGCAGCGGCUCGGCCCGCAGAGAGGAGCCGAGCAGCGGCGGCCGGCCGGAGCUGCUCGCGUACCUCACCUCCCUCCAGGAGAGGUACGGGGCCGCGAAGUUCAGCCUGGCGGCGUACCUGCUCUGCUGGGCUCUGCUCAGAUGGUACCGGAAACUCAGAGGCCGGUCUGCUCCUCAACAGCCCCAGGAAGCCCUUGAAGACUCCCCCCACCUCUCUGAAGGAUUAUGUUUAGAGGAGGGGGAUUUGGGCGCUGACUCCCUGGAAUGGUGCGAGAGAGGAAUAGGAGGGGGUGACACAUCCGAUGAGUAUUUUGACUCCCGCUCUUGGCACAGUGACACCCUGUCAGAUUUGGGUCCAGAUGCAGAGGACUCACUGGAUGCCCUCCUGGGACUGGAGAAUACCUACAUUGAUCAAAGAACAACAGGCAGCAGCUUCCACACUGGGCAGAGUAAAGCCCGGCAGAGAGAGUCAGUGACAACCAAGGAUGGCCUCAAAGAUGCCACAGCGACUUAUUUUGACCGAUCCACAUGUAGCAGGAGGAAAAGUCCAGAGAACAGCGGGGACCCUAAUAGUCCCCUGAAGCUGGCCACCAGAGACGUGGGAUCAGUUGAGAUCCAAUCUCAUCUAAGUACACAUAAACCAAAACUAGACUUGCACCAGGAGCAGUCCACAGAAACUCCAGUCACAUGGAGCGCGGAGCAACGCAGUUUAAAUAUACAAAGGCUACACAACACAGACACCUUUGACACAAAGGUAACUAGUCCACCAGACACUCAAGAAGUGAAGUCAUUUGUGCACCCUGAGGAAAGCGAUCCCAACAGGCGGAAUAAACUUACAGACUCAGAAACAUGCACUAUACUUAUAGAUACCACAGAGGACAAGAUUUUGGAGACAAAACAACAGCAAUGCACACAUGAACAUGAGACAAGUUUACAGACAAGAAUCACAGAUAGAAAACACAUCUAUAAUGUUCAGGAUGUAGAAGUAGAGAACAUUGAAUUGCUCAGCACUGUAGAGAGAAACACAUGUUUAAAUAGAUGCAACAGUGACUGUAUUAAUAGACACAGUCACAGACAGAGAGAGAGUUUAGAUCAACAGGGUAUAAACAAUGGAGACAGAGAGACACAUGCAGUUAUAAAAGUGCAUAAUGAGGACAAAAGGGACUCGUGUGAGAAUGGGGAGGAUAAUUCUAACACACUUGGAACACAUCAAAAAAUAAAUGCACGAUCGUUAGACAGUAUUUGCGCACCAGCACGCUCUAAAUCUGAGUUAGUUACAGAAAUUGUCAGAUCAAGUCCAAACGUCACAGAAGCUCGCUGUUCAAAGACAAAUAGUGUAUCACAUAACACAAAGUCUGUCAAUACUCAAAUCAAUGUAUCGGCACAAAAGGUGGAUAUUUGUUGCUCAGGCACUUCGUGUGAAGAGGGACCCAUCAGAAGACUGUCAGAGAUCCACCCUCAGGUUUGUACUAGUGAAACAAAGCCACAGGAUAAGGCACGGGUGUCAGGUGUCUGCUUCCAGGCAGAUCAGUUUGGGUGUGUUGGCAGUACAACAGAGGGAACUAAACCACCGGGGACAGUAAAUGAAAUCUGUUCCUCUAUCACAUUUUCCACUGAGACCACAGCCUGUUAUCCAUUGGAUACCUGUGCUACUGAGCUGACUGUUGUUCCAGAGGUUUCUGCUCUGGCCUCACCUGUGUUGCUAGUAGACUCAGGUGUGGAGGAGCAAACAGAACAAAAACACCCUCAGACCACAAGGUCACAACCAUGGCAAGAUCCAGGUCGAACACAGAAUUUAAUCCCGUAUCGGUUCAAUCAGAGGGGUACUACUAUUGAAAUACCUCCUCAUAGACAGCUCCAUUCUAUCAAAAAGCUCUGGUUUUCAGGGCGUGAUUCAACUCAUACUCAAUCUGACGCUGGUGAGGAGCCAGAGGAAUGUCUGCCUCAUCACCCACUCUCAAAUAAUCUGCAUUUCUUUUCUCAUGGCCAAGGAGCAGAGGAUAUCUCCCCUUUGUUAUCAGAGAACUCUGAGGGAGCGAGGAGGAUAGGAUCACCGUGCUCUCUACAAAGGCAAAACAAGGAGCAGGAGGUGGAGCUCAGUCAUUUUUAUCUUGACCAGGAACAAAGUGUAGAUGCAAUAAGCAAAGUAAAACUUCCACUGUCGAAGCUUGGUAUAACAGAGCUUUCUGAGUGCAGAGAGCUGAGAGUAAUUGCUAAAGCAAUUCCCAGUUUUCCAGAUGCCUCUUUUGCUAGGCAUGUGCAUAGAGAGAUAGGAAAAACACCAACAUGUCCUGCUGCUACUGAGUCCAUUCAGGACUCUAGCCAAGAACGCCCAGAUGUAGCACAAAAGGCUAUUACCUCGACAAAUGUAGACUCUACUGUCAGCAGAAUUUCUAGUCAUGUUAAGGAACUUCAGCUGGAGUUGAAGAUCCCGGAACCUCCCUGCAGCCCGCAAGCCUCUUUUGAUCCGCUCUCAGACUCUAACAAUAACAGCAAGACCAGUGUAAAUGCAGGGGGGAGAGGAGAGGAAGUAAGCUAUUUCUCAGGGGGAGCCCACAGCAACUACAAAAGUAAUGAGAGAAUAAAUUGCCCCGUGGUUGAGCCAUCAACAAAAGUGACGGAAGAUAUCAUAUCUCAGGAAGACUCCGAGGUGUUCCUGUCUCCACUUGACCACGAACACAACUGGAGCAGUGAGGACUCUGAAUCUUUUCUGGAGAAAGACCUUGAUAGCCACAGCCAUUUAAGCCCAGCAAAUGAGCUAGAAAACCUUAAAACCGAAAAGACAUUUGUUGAAAGUCUAGAUUAUAAGUGUCCUAACUCUGAAAGACAUGAAAGCUCUGAGCCCUUAAAUUCAGAGAUCAGAGGCCGAUUAGUUGACAGUAAAUCUAAAGAGAGUCACCAUUGUAGCCAACCAGGGGAUCACUACUUACCUAAUGAAAGCAUAGGCAGCUUGACCAAAUCAUUUAAGAAACAUGCUCUGGAUGAGGAAUGCAGAGAGCACAAGGAAAUCAGCUUGCCAUCUCCACAGCAGGAGGCCAGGAAUCUUAGAUACUCACACCCUGAUGUCAGCCUAAACCUGCUGGCUGUGAGCAGUUUAGCACCAAUUGUUGAGGCUGAGCGUUCACUGGAAAGUUGUGGCACAACAGAGGAUAAUUUAAGAAUAGAAACAAAGAAAGAAUAUGAGAUCAUGAGGCCUACAGAGGGAGUUGAGGACAAUGUUAACCUAUCAGGGGACAUAUUCAAUAGUCCACACCACGAGCCUGAGCAGGAGGAAGACCCUUUAACCACAGCUGAGUUAGAACCUGAGGUGAACCCAGCAACACCACUCCUACAUAGUAGUAAGGACAAGUGCAGUAGACUAAUGACUGUCGCCUGUGAUGUUGAGUCUUAUACCUCAGCUAGCAGCAACUGCAAUGAGUUAGAAGAUCCUCACUUGGCUAUUUCAUCCACAAAUGCCAACCCUGACAAACUGACCAAGAGAAACAAAACAAAGGGCAACCAGACAGGAAAUAAAGGCUCUAAGUUUUCUGUCUUUGCUAAAAUGCCUUCUUUUAGGAAGGCUAAGGGCUCAAAGGGUGCUAGAAGUGAGAAGGUACCCCAGGAGUCAUCAGAUGGGGGAGGUGAGGGUCUUUUGCCUGAGCAAGCGCCACAGAGGGAAAACUCAGAUGAUGAGGUUUUUAUCAGUAGUGACCUCUUCAAUAAAUCCUCUUUGCAUUAUGAGAUAGAAGAGGACUGUGGCUUUUUCUCCUCUACUCCCCACACUCGCCACGUACGUCAGCUGGUCAGCCACAGUAGUAGUGGGGAAGACAAUGGAGGACUGUGCCAAGACAACCCUCUUCACAGCCAAGUCCAGUCACCCAAUGGGCAGACCUACAAGAGGAGCAAGAGCAAUGACAGUUUAAACAUCCGUAUGCGCUUCGCACAAGCACACAAGUCUCUUUCCAGCUUGUUUGAGUCCCGCUUGAUGGAUAAGGAGAAUGAAGAGCAGGCCACUAUGGGGACUGAUGUCAAUUCAGGUAAAGCCACACCAUCCGGGAGGAAGCUAAAAAGGGCCAAGGAGGCUGAGCUGUUGAAAAGAACUCUUUCACUGCCAGAUGGGGAAUGUAGUCACAUGGCUUCUGGGGAACACCGUGGAGAGUUAAAAUCCUCUCCACUCCUGAACAGGCUCAGCACUCCAAGGUCACCAUCCUCCCUCAGAGCUCUCCGCCACACUGAUCCCAUCUCCAAGAGGGGAGUUCCACAAGGGACUGGAGAGGAAAACCCCCACGGAGGCAGAUCUACGGACUAUGGAAGAAAGUGUUCCCCAAAUUGUCUACCUGCCACAGUGUGCGUGUCUGGCAUACCUCCAUUUUUAGAUGACUCUGCAGUCCCACCACCCACUUUCACCUGUCCAGUCUCACCUUGGAGCCUCUGCUCACUUGCCACCCUUACUCAUCAACUUUCACCAUCCUCGAUCAGGUCUCAGCCAACGGCCAGCGAGGGCUUCACUGAGAGCCCCCUACGGCCAAUGAGCCCUAAACCUAACAGCCCAAGGCCAGCAGCUCAGCGCAAAAUUUUUCAGUACCCUCGCUCAGCAAGGGCCAGUUCUGUUUCUCCUAUCCUUCUGGGCCAGUCGGUUAGUGUGGAAGGACUGACAGACCCCCCCGAGAAACCUAAAACGCUAAAACCCUCAGCUAGCCCUCUGUGUCUCAGCCUGAGCCCUCUGGAUGGAGCAGAGUGCAGAAUAGACAGCCAGUCACACAUCAGCCUGUAUGCCAUUGGCUCCAUCAACGAAGUAGAGGGCACACAAAUCGGUGGGCGACCUGCCAGCCAGUCCAGAACAAGAAAGCUGUUGCAGAUGAAAGGAGAGGGGAAGGCCUCUGUAGUUUCUGCUGGGCUGAUGAGUGGCUGCUGGGUGGAUGUGGGCUGUGAUGUAGGGGGCCGGCAGCAAAGGCGAAAGUGUUCAGAUGACCUCUGGAUUGAAGAGCAAAAGAAAUGCAAAUGCAAACUGACCAGAGCCAUCAGGGGGAGUCUGGGCCAACUCAACACACUGUUGUCUGAAGACAUGGACAAAGUGAGAUGUGGCGCGGCUGAAGCUGGGGUCACCUUGGGGCCAAUGGAGGCCUUCCAGUGGAUGCCCCUCAGGGCCCACUGCUUCUCUCAGAGCACCCCCAUCGGUCUUGACUGCCUGGGCUGGAGAAGACACAUCUCCGCCUCCUCUGUGGUUGUUCCUGAUGGGGCCUCAGAGAAGGCGGGGCUUGGCGAUGAGCUGGGCAGCGAGGAGGAUCUACUGUAUGAAGACUUUCGUGGUUCUGGACAUCGUUUUGGGCACCCAGGAGGAGGCGGAGGAGAGCAGCUAGCCAUAAAUGAGCUGAUCAGUGAUGGCAGCGUGGUGUAUGCUGAGGCCCUCUGGGACCAUGUCACCAUGGAUGACCAGGAGCUAGGCUUCAAGGCUGGUGAUGUCAUCGAAGUAGUGGAUGCCAGUAACAAGGAGUGGUGGUGGGGUCGCAUCAUGGACAGCGAGGGCUGGUUCCCUGCCAGCUUUGUACGGUUGCGUGUGAACCAGGAUGAGCCCAUGGAGGAGUAUCUGGCCCACCUAGAGGAGACUCAGACUGGAGAAGAGGACCGGGCAGGUCUGGGUUUGUUACUGGGACCAGGUUUGCCCUGCAAAGAGCAGAUGAGGACCAACGUCAUCAAUGAGAUCAUGAGCACGGAGAGAGACUACAUCAAGCACCUGAAAGACAUCUGCGAGGGUUACAUCAAACAGUGCCGCAAGAGAACAGACAUGUUCACCGAAGAGCAGCUUCGCACUAUCUUUGGCAAUAUUGAGGAGAUCUACCGAUUCCAGAGGAAGUUCCUGAAAGGCCUGGAAAAGAAGUUCAACAAGGAGCAGCCGCACCUCAGCGAGAUUGGCUGCUGCUUCCUCGAACACCAAACAGAUUUCCAGAUCUAUUCGGAGUAUUGCAACAACCACCCGAACGCUUGCGUCCAGCUCUCUAAACUCAUGAAGGUCAACAAAUACGUGUUCUUCUUCGAGGCCUGCCGACUGCUCCAGAAGAUGAUUGACAUUUCCUUGGAUGGCUUCCUGCUCACACCAGUUCAGAAGAUCUGCAAGUACCCACUGCAGCUGGCUGAGCUGCUCAAAUACACCAACCCACAGCACAGGGACUACAAAGAUGUGGAGGCUGCCUUAAACGCCAUGAAGAACGUGGCCAGGCUCAUCAAUGAGAGGAAACGGCGCCUUGAGAAUAUUGACAAGAUUGCCCAGUGGCAGAGCUGCAUAGAGGACUGGGAGGGUGAAGACAUCCUCAGCAGGAGCUCAGAUCUCAUCUUUUCAGGGGAAUUGACAAAGCUGUCCCAGCCUCAGGCCAAGAGCCAACAGAGAAUGUUUUUCCUCUUUGAUCAUCAGAUGGUGUACUGCAAAAAGGACCUCCUGCGCCGGGACAUGCUGUACUACAAGGGUCGGGUGGACAUGGACCACAUGGAGGUGAUAGAUGUGGAGGAUGGCAAGGAAAAGGACUUCAACAUCAGCGUGAAGAAUGCCCUGAAGCUGCGGUCACAGGCUGGUGAUGAAGUCCACCUCCUAUGUGCCAAGAAGCCGGAGCAUAAACAACGCUGGCUCCAGGCCUUCGCUGACGAGAGGAUUCAGGUCCAACAUGACCGGGAGACAGGCUUCUCUCUCACUGAGGUUCAGAAGAAACAGGCCAUGCUGAAUGCCUGCAAAAGCCAUCCAGCUGGGAAACCCAAAGCGGUGACCAGACCCUACUAUGACUUCCUGCUGCGACAGAAACAUCCCUCUCUCCCAACUGCUUUGCCCCAGCAGCAAGUCUUCAUGCUGGCAGAGCCCAAGCGCAAAACCUCCACCUUCUGGCACAACAUCGGCAGACUGACACCCUUCAAGAAGUAAAGAACAAAAACCAGAAUGGAAAAGAAAAGCUGUGGAGAGAAGGAACCGAGGAGAACAAGGAGAAGAGCUCUUUUCUUGUGCCUGAAUAGACCCUUUUGAAUUCUUCCUCUCUUUUUUUCCUACUCGUAACAUUGCCCUAACUGACAUACUGAUAUGUUGUAUAGAUGUGGAUGAUUAUGAUGAGGAGGACAUUUUUUGAAAGCACUUUAUAGGUUGGCUAACAAUCAGACUUGAGAAUGGUCUCCUGGAGACAUUGAGUCAAACAGGAAGAGUGGCCUCCUUCUUAACUUACUACUUCUACACCUUCAAUCAAGCACCAACUGGUACUAAUACUACUACUGUACUGCUGCGAGUGAGCAUAGGACUCCUGACCGUGCUGCCUCUGUGAAGACAUUGGCUGUUGACAAAAUUGUGUCAUUUAUUUCAACUGUACUAUUGUUUUAUGAUUUGACAGAUGCCAAGUGUUCAUAGUGCCAGAUGAUUUGUUUUUGUAUUUGUUUGUUCUGUGUCUGCUUCUGAAAAAAAAAAGGGAAAGUGUGUGUGUGCGUAGGGGGGCUCUGUUGUUCUUUUCUCUGUGCAAAUAUAUAAUUUCAGGAUCAUUUCAGCUAGGUUUUCAAGUGUUUUUGAUCUCCAUCCAACACAAUUUGGGUCUGGUGCAUUCGUGAUAUUGUGCAAAACCUGAUUAAAGUCAUCAAAUGCGGCCUGAAGAAGAUUCAAAGCAACCCACACACUCCGGCAAUUCACAUUCCUCGAGUCUGAUCCUCGACUCCUACUUCUCCCUGCCAUGUCAAUGAAGGUAACCAACCUGUUUUCUUUUCUUUAUUUUUUUGUUAAGUGCCAUUGGAAGUGUGUCAUGGAUGAUUCACGAUGACAUGCAUGGAUGUGAUGAAAAAAUACUGUGAAGAAUAUUUUUUUAUCUCUGAAGAACCCUGCUAUAUUUAACCAGAUUGAAGAACUGAGGUUUCAUCGUGCUAGGUUGAUGAACACACACACACACACACACACACACACACACACACACACACACACACACACACACAACACAACACAGAUGUUCUUUUAUCUACCUGUACUUCUGAUAUCCAGUAUCCCUGCUCUGUGUAUCUGGUCUCCAGUAUAAUCUCAUUUCAGAUAAAUGCAGCCCAGUGAUAUCGCUCUGUAAGUGCAUUCAGUACUUUUUUCACCUUUCUGUUCAAAUGUUUUAGCUUCUGACCAUAUGGAAUAUUAAACAUUCCUAAACUGACAA
Messenger RNA from Acanthopagrus latus (yellowfin seabream), 8480 nucleotides. It is a transcript of the gene arhgef4, whose product is annotated as Rho guanine nucleotide exchange factor (GEF) 4. The record is from RefSeq and is a predicted model, not a curated record. Gene Ontology annotation, biological process: intracellular signal transduction. The transcript is spliced from 15 exons. Gene Ontology annotation, molecular function: protein binding; guanyl-nucleotide exchange factor activity. Bases 311 to 7234 code for a protein of 2307 amino acids. Lineage: Eukaryota; Metazoa; Chordata; Actinopteri; Spariformes; Sparidae.